This is a messenger RNA of Solanum verrucosum, 501 nucleotides long. RefSeq names its product oleosin H1-like. The record is from RefSeq and is a predicted model, not a curated record. Lineage: Eukaryota; Viridiplantae; Streptophyta; Magnoliopsida; Solanales; Solanaceae. Gene Ontology annotation, biological process: response to freezing; lipid storage; seed oilbody biogenesis. The transcript has 2 exons. Gene Ontology annotation, cellular component: monolayer-surrounded lipid storage body; membrane. The coding region runs from base 1 to 501 and encodes 166 amino acids.
AUGGCUGAUCGUACUCAAUAUCCACAUCAAGUUCAAGUUCAUCCUUCAAGUCGUUAUGAAGGUGGUAUGGCCACACUUCUUCCUUCAAAAGGUCCUUCAACUAGCCAAAUUCUAGCUGUUGUUACGCUUGUUCCUGUCGGUGGGGUUCUUCUCGGACUUGCUGGGCUUACUCUUCUUGGGACGAUUAUUGGGCUCGUUGUUGCUACGCCCGUUUUUCUUCUCUUUAGCCCCGUCCUCGUACCCGCUGCUAUUACUGUUGCGCUAGCCGUCACUGGUUUCUUAACUUCAGGUGCAUUUGGAUUGACGGGUUUAUCAUCACUAUCGUGGAUUGUGAAUUACUUCAAACAAGGGAGGACGACGAUGGAGCAGUUGGAUUACACGAAAAGGCGAAUUCAGGAGCGAGCAGCAGAAGCAGCGGCGCAAGUGGGACAAAAGACUAAGGAGGCUGGGCAAGCAAUACAGAGCAAAGCACAAGAAACGAAAGAAAGUGCUAGAACUUAA